Rotaria sp. Silwood1 is the source of this 1119-nucleotide messenger RNA. The record is from the annotation of a GenBank genome assembly. Lineage: Eukaryota; Metazoa; Rotifera; Eurotatoria; Philodinida; Philodinidae.
AUGGUUUUAAGUAUAAUCAUAUUUAUUCUUCUACUAUUUUCAUCAUCAAUUAUAUCAUUUGAUGAUUAUUUGGAAAAUUUAUCUGUAAAUACGGGUGAAACAGCAACAUUUAUAUGUGAUCUACCCGAACGAUAUUCUCACAAACCAGUUGAUUUUUAUGGGCCCACAGGACGUUUAUUGGUAACAAAGACCGGUGAAAAUAUUGGUAGUGAUGAUCGCGCACGAUUUAUGCUUGAACAUACAUAUGCUUGGACAUGGAGUCUUAUUCUAUCAGAUGUAUCAGACGAUGAUGCAGGAGAAUACACAUGUCGCAUCUCAUCCGAUGAUCGAACAUUAACAAUCAUAAAACGAUUUAAUUUAACCGUUUUGACACCGCCAAAAAUUGUCGAUAUAACAAUUGAAUCAAAUAAUAAUGGAAUACUUAUUGAGAAUGAACAAAUUGUUUUAAAAUGUUUAGCUCGUGGAAUUCCACAACCGAAAAUUCUUUGGGAUAUACCAGAAAAGAAAUAUUUAACAAAUAAAAAAAAUGAUCGUAAUAUUAUAACUUAUGAUAAUAAAUUAAUUAUAAGAAAUUUUUCACGUACAACACCAAUGACCUAUCAAUGUAUUGCUGAUAAUGGUAUACCACCACGCGAUACACGCAUAAAACAUUUAGUGCCAGCGAUCCCACCUGAAAUGCUAGUUCAAUCUUCAUUAUCUCGUUUUUCUUCUCAAAUUUUACUCAAUUGUACCAUAAUAGCACGUCCAUUGACUUCAGCAAAAUGGAAACGAAAUCGUAUUGAAAUAAAUAAUAUAAAACGUAUAGAAAUUAAUGAUUAUACAAUACAAUUAAUACUUCUAUUACAAAUUGAUCCAUUAAAUUAUACAAAUAUAUUUGGUAUGUAUGAAUGUCAAGCUGAAAAUCAAUUUAAAGUAGCUAAAGCAUUUAUUAUUAUUGAUGAAUCCAUUCUAUCAAAUAUAACAAUAGCAAAACAAGAGAAAAUAUCAUCAUCACCAACUUAUGCACAAAUUGAACUUUUACUAAAUUGUUCAUUAUGUUUAACAUAUAAUUUCUAUGUUAUAUUAUUUAUAAAUAUACUUUUUGUUAAUUAUUCAACUGGUUUUUAUAACAAACGAUAA